Messenger RNA from Chilo suppressalis (striped riceborer), 12034 nucleotides. Lineage: Eukaryota; Metazoa; Arthropoda; Insecta; Lepidoptera; Crambidae. The record is from the annotation of a GenBank genome assembly.
UCUGGCAACUCUGAUCUUAAAAAAAUGACAAUCUAUCGACUACUACAUCACUUAAUCUCAGUAAUCUGUGCCUACAUCUGUCUGUGCUACCUACCUACAUACAUCUUCAUGAAAUUCUUGAGGUCAAUAAUUAUUUUCUAUUUAAAUUGACCUGUGCUAAACAUUUACUUGUUUAGACCGAUAUAUAAAUACUAUGUGUUAAAAUGUGUCAGUGUUUAUUAUAUAUAAAGUGAUAAAUAAUAGCUGGAGUGAUGACACUGAAGAAAAUUGCGAAAAUGUCAACAAAAUCACAAAUAUCUACAGAACUAAGUGAAAGCAUUAGCAAUGUGCUUGGUAAAAAUGUAAGAAUUCUGUAUAAAUCCCUUAUUCGUAUGGAGUCACGAGGUGAUAAAGUAGACAAUAGAGUUUUGAUUGUCACUUCCUAUCGAAUAUUUAUCACAACUACAAAAGUACCAACAAGGGUGGAUAAUGGAUUUCACUUAAUGGAAAUAGAGGCACUGGAAAGUAAAAAGGCAAAUCAUCUGUCAAUAACACUAAUCCAUGAACACAAACCAGUGUCAAUUCUUAUAGGGGAAGAAGGCACUUCGGAUGGAGUACUCAAUGUACUCCAUGCUCUGGUAGCAGCAUUUGAUGACUUGUUUCCCAAUGUAGCUGUAGAGGAUAUUAUAGCCAAGGUCAACCUUCCCUUCCAAAUUCCAUCUGUAAGUGGUACACGCAAACAUUCCACAUGUGGGGACUUUUCUAAUCAAUAUGCUGCAAUGUGUGAUCUUUGUCAAACACCUUUUAGAGCUGAGGUGGCAUGGGAUAUAGAUACAAUAUAUUUGGCACAUGACAUAAGGAUGCUUCAUUUGAAAGAUUUUGACCACUUAGACCAAAGGGACCUAAUACCGCUGGUGUUCGCGCUGCAACAUAACACGUGGUUUACGGGCGUGUGCGGGGACGGCGUGCGCGCGGGUGGCGAGGCGUGGGAGAGCGUGUGCCGCGUGGUGCGCUGCGCGUGGCCGGCGCCGCAGCGCCUCAGCUGGCGCGCCGCCACGCUGCGCCACGACCAUGCCGCGCGCCUCGGACACGCGUUAGCGCGCGCAAAGCGACCGCCGGCUAUGCAUACUAUUGACUUCUCGCAAAAUCACAUCGAAGACAAAGGGGCUAUGAGUGUGCUGUCUGGGCUCGCGAACAAUCCCGAUGGGCUGAGGUACAUUGCGUUGUCGCAAUGCGGCCUCACUGGGAAGACUGUCACGCAUCUAGCGACCAUGCUGAACGAUAAUCCGUGCCAUCUGUCCACCUUAUCACAUUUGGACCUUUCACACAACAAUCUGAAAGACGACGUUCAUAACCUGUACAACUUUCUUGCGCAGCCAAACGUCCUGACGCAUUUAAAUUUAACAAACACCGAGACAACAUUAGAAAACAUGUGGGGUGCCCUUCUACGUGGAUGCGCGGCCCGUCUUUCCUCCCUGCUAGUGGGCCGCAACCCCUGGUCGGCGGUACGGCGCCCCAAAGACCCGCCGCCUUCCUUCCGCCAGUUCUUCACUGCCUGUUUGGCGCUCACCGAAUUAGAUUUCUCCUACUGCAAAAUGCCUCCUGAUGCCUUGAAGAGUUUGCUCCUAGGGUUGGCGUGCAAUGAAAGCGCGACGGGUGUCCAACUAAACCUGUCAGGAGUUCUGUCUUCGUCUCAAGCGGCGCACGUGCUGGAGUCCUGUAUUCACGGAGUCCGCUGUUUACAAUCGCUGGACUUGUCCGAUAACAGUAUGGAAUUUGAGCUGUCAGGAAUAGUAAGAGCCAUCGGGAAAAAUCAUUCUAUUACGCAUUUAUCAUUGAGCAAACUCACUGGUAAAAGAUCGUACGCACCGCCUUUAAUACAGGCAUUAGUGCACGUCCUUCAAGAACCUGACACUGCCUUGACUUCUUUAGAUCUCAGCGAUUGUAAACUAAAGGGUGAUUUAUACGGGCUAUUGAAUGCCUUGGGCGGCGCUCGGCGGCUUCGUUCUUUAGACGUUGGUGGGAAUCUAGCGGGCGACGCGGGCGCAAGACUAUUGGCUAAAGCUUUGCAGUGCAAUUGUACGCUGCACACGCUUUAUAUUGACCGGAACGCUUUCAGUUUGCAAGGAUUAACGGACAUAGCGAUGGCGCUUCGGCGGUCGGUUAGCGUUCGGCGCGUCGAGUUCCCGGGCUGCGACGCCGCCGCCGGCGGUCGAGCUGCCAGCGAACGCGUCGCUAAUCUGUGGCGGGAACUUCACGAGAGGUUAGCUGGGAACGCGACGGGCGCGCAGUCGCACAGACUCAGAGCGCUGGCUUUAGAACGCGCUUGGGCGGGCGGCGAGGCAGCCGCAGCGCUGGCAGCGCAAGCUGCGGCUGCGCUCCCACCGCCGCCAUUACCAGCGGCCUUAGAACGCGCCGCCGCCGCCGCGCACCAUCUACUGCACCAGUACCUGCAGAGGUGUGGAGAAGUGUUCGCGGCUAUGGGCGGUGGUGGCACCAGCGGGGAGUUGGUCACUUUACAAGCGAUACGGGAUGCGAUGGCACCUUGUUCUGCUACUCUACAGGAUCUACUGAACGAAGCCGUCGAAAGUCUAGCGUUGUCAGCAUGCGAAAGUGUAGACAGCGCUGACAGCGAACCCAUCACAAGUAACGACCCAGACAUACCCGAUUUACUGACGCCUAUCUCACAUUCUGGUGCGACGCCGUUGGGAUGCAGACGGCGCGAGAGAUGCGGCCGACGCGUGCGUCCGAAGUCCGUUGCCGAACAACAGUGCAGCAGCAACGAGAUGCUGUCGCUGCCGCCGCUGCACGCUGAAGCGGCGGACGCGCUCGCUGAACUGCCCGCGCACACGCUGCGGCACCUCGUCAAAGGUCGACCUAGAAGAGUGAAAACGCGGGCACCGACACGACCUAUCACAGACCAAUCACAGGACAUCGACGAAGGAUUGGACGAGUUCUGGCGCACGUGCCGCACUCCACCAGGCAGUGAGGAAGCCUCGUUGUCAACUCGUACUCCGCUGACAUCACGCUCGCUGCACUCGCUGUCCUCUCUCGCGUCCCCCUCGCCGCUACGACACUCGCCCACGCUGCAGCGCGACGACACUAUGUACAGUGUAACAUCUGGAGAAAGCACCCCUGUUCUUUUAGAAUGUGAAGUGUCUCGAUGCAAGUCUUCCGAUAAUGUAGGAUCAAAGGCACCUACUACACCCCCACCAUCACGCUCUUCGGAUAACGUCAACACAAUGGGUAACGGGUGCGCGCGCACGCCGGGCAAGGCGCGCCCAUGGUCCGUGGCCGGCGGCAACGCGGAUAGCGGCGCUGCCGUCUGCACCACAGGUAAAUAACAUACAAACUUUGUGGCCGCUUUGAUGUUAGCCAUAGAGUUAUAAGAAUAGAGUAGGGGAGAUAUAGACUCUAUUACUAGUGGACGUCUACCUCUAAUAGAAAGAGAAAGGAGAUGAAAGACCGCUAGCUUUCUCUCUCCAAUCGCGCAUGCGCAUUGGCAACCGUAAGCAUCUUACUAUUUCGAUGUGAUGCCAUUGGAUGCCAUCGUCACAAGAGAGAGAUAGCUAGCGGUCUCUAAUCUUCUUUCUCUUUCUACUAGACGGACACUUUUAGAGCCGCCUUCUCUACUCUAUUCUUAUACCUCUAUGACGUUAGCAGUGAACGCAAGUAUACGUAGUAUCAGUUCAGUGCACUGAACACUCCCACUAGAGUCCGAAUUACUACGUUUCGCACAUAAGUUUCGUCAUCAUAGUCAUCAGCCUAAUAAAGUCGCCACGGCUGGGGCCUUCCCUAUGGAAGGAAUAGUAGAUUGAGUCUUGACUCACUACGCGGGCCCUGUGCGGAUUGGUGGGAGCUAACGACUGCAGCACGCUCGAGAUUUGGUCACCAAUCUGAUUUGGUACUGCACGGUACUUUUGAAUCUGAUUUGGUACAUUUUUUGGGUACCCAUCCAAAUACCGACCACUGCGAAAGUUGCUUAACUUCCACGAUCGCAGCCGAAUGCGCUAACCACUUGCUAUAACCAAGCUCCUUACUUAUGUGCAAAAAGGCACAGAGGCAAAACUUCAUACAGGCCUCCGACCCUGGUUUAUUUACACACGCGCAAUUAUAUGAAGCUUUGUCUUCCUUACCCAUUUGGUUUUUGUUUCAAAUCUAAAUGGCGAAAUUUGGUUUGGACACGACAGUGUGACGUCACGGUUGGAUGACAAAUUAGAUGCUAACUUGAAGGGCGAUAUUUGGACGUGUCACACGCUUAUGCUGUAUUAAUACAUAAGCUAUGGUAUAAGCAGGUUCCCUUGUAUGCGGUCUCUAGUGGGGCUCUAUGGUUCAAUGAAAUCCUGCGCGCUCCUAUAUCAUCGUACAUUUCCUUUACUGCGCCGCUACUGGCGCUAACUGAGGCCGCCAUUAAGUUUGAAUCGCAAUCUAACAAACAUUCAUACACUAUUCAAUGUUGCCAACGUGUUGUUGUUGUGGUAUGUACACCGGUUUUUAAGGUAUCGCCGUGUCAGAGCUCCUGAUUCAAAUGCCGGUGGAAUAAAUGAUUAUGAUGAAUACGAGCCUUCGAUGAACAACAUUAUUCUUUUCAUUCAUUCACUCCAAGUGCCCAAACCGUCGAAGCAUAUUAAUUUCAAUUUAAACCCAUUACAUUAUUUACACACAUAUUCAGCAUACAUAUUUUUACACAUGACAAUAGCUUCACUGCUUGUGCUUACAUCAUUAUUAUUUUAUUAUAUGAUAAAAACAUACGUUUUUCAGUUGCGUUAUACUUUUGACACAACUUUGUCGUUUUUCUUUGGUUUACGAAUAUUAUCAGGACUAUCAGCCAAAUUUCACCAUAUCCUUAAAAAAACUAUGGUGUAUAGUCAUAUCAAACUAUUGGCGCAGCGAGUACAUUUUUUACCAUUUAAAUAAGCUGUUUAAACUUUAGAGAUUGAAAUAGUAUGAACUUAUGUAUCAAGUUGUUCAAAGAAAAUAAAAUCGAAAAAAAUACUUUGUCCGUGGCAUGCUCUUGUAGUAAGUGAUAAAUAACCAUUAUAGAAAAACCGUAUUUAGUUUUAUAAAGUAUUAUUUGAUUUUAGUAAUACAUAGUUGAUUUAAGUGAAUCAAGAAUACAGAUCUAUUUUAAUUUUACAGGUGAAAGAAAACGUUAUGUGUUCACUUUGAACAUCUGAUUACAAGCCUAUGAAUAAUUUGCAUCUGUUGUUUAUUAAAAAUUUGUCAGCGGUUUUUUUUACAAUUAAAUUACCUAAAAUGUUGCAUGAAUUUUUAAUAGUUUUAUUUCAGAUCAGUUUUAACUAGUAUAACUUGAUUAAAUGUAAUUAUGUUUUCCACUAAUCGGCUAUAGAAAGGUCCAACUUUUGCACGUUCUGAUUUAUUUGUUUCUUUAAUUCUCUAUUGUAAUAAAUCGAAACUUUUUCACCAAGAUGGUGAAUCAAAUAAGAUUGAGGAAAUAUGCAUGAAUAUUAAAAAAAAAAUUACAUACGAACAUUCACUGGCGAAUUGCAAUUCUGUUAUUUGUUAAGAACUAUUAGAACUAUUUUCCGUAAGUAAAAGAAUUUUAUGAUUUUUAAUGAAAUAAGUUCAAUCUUUAGUAAAUACAUACAUCAUUAUAUUUCGAGCAUAGUUAUGCAAUAUUGAGCAAAUUUUUAAGUUUCUAGUUUCAUUUAACUUCAUACACUUUUUAAGGCAUUCUGUACAUACAAAGCAAAUUGACAUUUUGUUUUUAAUAAGUGUAAUUACUUAGAGUGAAGUUAACAAUCGCUAUACUAGUUCCUUAAUCCGUUGUGGUUAGCAAAACUACUUAAAUGUCAUUACAAUAUACCUAUAAGUGCAAUUCAUAAUCGAGCUUAUUGUCAUCUCACGUCUCAAUAACUAAUUAACAAAGUCAUUUUAUUUCAAAAUAUAUAUUAUUGUCGUAAAAGAGUAGUAUAUUAUUAUAAGCAACAUAUUUUUUUUCGCGAUAGUAGUGCAUUGCCUACAAAACAAAGCGAUUGUAUUUGUAAUGGUAUUUUAGUAUCCUUUCUAAAGAGUCAGCAAUAUAAUCAUCAUAUACUUUAGCGGUAGUGUAGUAUUGCAUUCACCAAUGUUAAAUUCAGCUAUUGAGUGUCGUAUGUAACGGUGCGGUGGUGGUCUACAGAAGGCGUGGAGGCGUGCGUCGGCGGCAGCAUUGUGGGCAUCACUCCCGGCGCCGCACUAACCAGUAACCAACUUUCUGACGCUAUUCUGUACUGAGACGUAGUCGUACGAUGUGCCCUAACUGUGCCCUGGCUACCUAACUGUGUAGGUAUUGCGCUUAUUGUGUGCUAACGCUUCUGUUCCAUAGAUCAACGCGGAAGGGAGUAGCCAUAGUGACAUUGUACUAUUCAAAUCAGUCUGCCAAUUUUUGCAGGGGAGCAUAUGCACAUAAGUGUAGUUUAGGGUACACACACAUAUGCCCGUAUGCCCAAUUGGACAUUGGGGAAAGCUGUGUAUGCCUACUCCCCUCCUGACUGCUUCGGCCAUGUUGCUCUAUGUUCUGUUAUCCUCUUCUUGCGCUUUUGUGAAAUUUUGGCCAGCUUCGACUUUCAACUCGAUUGUAAGUAAACAUUUAUAAAAUGCUAUUGUUUAUAAUAACACAUCGUAGAACACUCUAUUUCCACUAGAUUGAGCUGGAUUUUUUUUGAAAUAUAUGUAUUUUAUACAGUAACUCAAAAAAAAAUUACUAGAAAAAAGUCCACCCUGACCAGUCCAGGAGUAGCACACGCGACUCAAACCAGCACCCUCCGCUAUCCGGGCGAAUGCACUGACCCGUCAGCUGCCUGGUUCGCGUAUUUCUUUUCCAGUAAAUUUUCUUUAGAUUCAAAUACCUAGCAGUUAAACGCUUAAAAUACGUAUAUAUUAAACAGUUACUCAUUAAAACCAAUGUUCUUUUAGUUUUACUCCAAUGUUCCAAUCAUUACAAGUUGUCAUUAAUAAUAAUGUGCAUUGCUUGUUUUAUAUUGUGGCGGUAAACGUUAAUAUUUAGCUAUUUCUUUAGCUUCACUUUGUAACUUAACGCUACUUCGAUGGUCUCUUCAGUUAUGGCAAUCGUUUUUCAAUGAGGUAUUUAUAAAACAGUUUAAGUUUGUUUUUCUCUAUAUCAAAUAUAUAAAAAAGUCAAGAGUUUUUAUCGUACUAUUGUUGCUAGUGCCGAUCUUCUGCUUUAGUUUGAUGUAUACAUAAUUGCAUACCUAAUUCACGUACUAUUUGAUGUUUCUCUGCAUGCCUUCUUUUCCUCUGUAUUAACUUUUACAAAUAUUACUUUAAAGAGGUAACUAGAAUAUUAUAUGCUUGAGUAAUGUAGAAUGUCGAAAUAUUACAUGUUAACCUCAAUCAAAGGUUUCGUAUUUUUGCAGGCUCAAUGCUCCGCGAUCAUCCUUUAACUCCAGAGGGAGCCGAGGCCUAGACAUGCACAGAAAACGUAUAGCGCAAGGAUAAGUACGUGAUAGGUUGAGCAGGGUUCAUCCAGAUAUUACAUUAGCGGAUUUUAUUCAUGGAUGCUCACAAUUGUGCCAGUUAGAAUUUAAACAUUUUAGAUGGUAAAUAGCUACUGACUAGUGUUCUAAUAUGGUACUUCGAAUUGCCAUUUUAAAAAUAGUUUUCAAUCGAAAAUGUUGAUGAUACGGUCAUAAUAAUUCCAAGUAACUUAUGAUAGGCUAUUUAGAACUAAAAUUAAUAACGACACUUUUAUUUACUGUGAUUGUGUUAGUAUUACAAUUAUAUUAUUCAUGAAUUUUUAUUAUUUAAUGUUACACGAAUAUAAUCAUUUUGUAUAUUGGAAUUACUUGCAAUGAUAAGAUUAUGUGUUUAAAGAAUUUUCAGCACUGAAAGUUGUUUUACUUAUAUUUUUUUUAUGUGAGUGCCCAUGUGCAAUAUAUUUUUCUGUGAUACUCCUAAAUAGCUGGGUACUCAAAGCAAAGAUUAUUUAUUUACGUGAAACGAUCAACUAUUUAAAGCCAUCUCACUAGUCAAGCUCAUUCGCCAGAAGGGUAUGAGAUGUUCCUAUCGUUAAAACGUCACUGUGUCACAUCUCUAGAACAUCUUUCAGUGCUGAUGUUUUACCAUCAUAUGUUAAAACUAUAAAAAUUAUUGAAUAAUCUUGUCGUGUUUUCGUGCACCGAAUAUUGGCGUGUAUAUUUUCAUAAAUUAAUCUACUGUAUAUAUUUAUAUUAAAUAUGGUAUCUUCAAUAAAUUGGUCUUGCCUAGUCAUGCUUUAAAAGGCCUAAUAUUACGCACAAUUUAGUUAUAUUUUUGUUCAUAUUACAGACAGGGUUUUGUAGCUGCACAAAUUUGAUCAUUUAUGUAUUAUUGAGCCAUGACCGAUUUCUUCCAGAAUUUACAUUCCUUCAUAAAUUGUAUAAUAGUAUUUAACAGUAUUUUUAAAUAAUUAAUGAUGUGUGAUUUUUGAAAUGAAGUUCAAACGUGAGGUGAAUUUUAGAUUAGUAUAGGUACCAACUUGCAGUGAUGUGAGGUUCAAUUUUUACGGUAGUGACGAUGAAAUAUGUAGAACGCCCCCAUAAAAUUUUAAGUGUUCAUUAGAUUAACUAUUUGUAAAAUGACUAAAUUCAACAGUCUAUUGAAUACUUUAUUAAUCUAUCUUUUAGUGGCGUUUCUUAUGUAAAUUUACUAAUUAUUAUAAGUAGAUGUAUAGUAUAUUGCUAAAUUAUUUCAUAGUAUUUUUAUAUUCAUUCCAGUUUAGUUGAUUUUAUCUAGCUCUUUGGUACCAGACUGAUUUUACGGUACUUUUAUUUAUGGUGCAAUUUAUGUAUAGAGCGUUGUGAUAAUCGUUUAAUUACAUGCAAUAUACAAGACCUAAAUAGCUUUUUAUUUUAAUACCUGUAACAUAUUUGGGUAAACAAUGGUGUCGAUUCUGGCAUGAUUUUCUAAACAUAAACUUAAAUUUAACAACAGUGUAUCCUUGUCAUUCUCUAUAUAGAAUGAAAAGGAGAGACUGAUGUUUUUAGUUUUGAGAACGCUUACUACUGCAGGUCAUGACGGUACAACGGCUUAAUGUGCCUUCCGAAACACGGAAAAAGUUUUUUUUUACUAUACCGCUCUUUUGCACUUUUGCUUACCUUCCGCCAUCUUCCAAACCACUGCGCCAUCGAACUCUUCCGAAGACAGUGCAUAGAGCAAUGAGUGAAUUUACUGAUUGACUUGCCUUAGAAAGGCAUUUCUACUAUUUGUGAACUUUAUUUUACCAUUCUUGAAAAAUCAGAAUUGAUUUAUUUGCUCUUCAUUGUUUUCAACAAAUGGCGGACUUAAUGCUACAUGGCAUUCUCUACCAGUCAACCAUCGGGCUAAGCAGAGACAUUAAGCGGUAAAGUAAAUAAAAGCAUAAAAUUAAAAAGAGCAAGAAAAUAAAAAUUAAUUGAUAAAAGUACAUGUUACUUAAUACAAAGAUUAUGAUAUACAUAUCUAAUAUCUAGAAAUAUACAUAGCUACAAAUAUAUAAAUACACAUUUAUAUAUAAGAUAAUACCUUAAUAUAUACAAUAAUAAAUACCACUAUACUUAAGAAUACUAUAAUAAAAUAAAAACUAUUACAAAUAAUAUUAAUAUUAGGCAGAUUGACCAGAAGUUCGUUCACAAAAUAGAAAUUGUUAUGACUUCUUAGCGAAAUUCUGACGUGCCCUUGAAAGCAGGUUUACUGGGUGCUUUUCUCACGCUCUCAUUAAUUUGAUACGAAGCUGGAGCAGUGGGAGGGAAUGGACAAAAGAUUUCAGAAGAACGAAAGUGGGUGGAACUUAAAAAGUGAAAUUUGGACUUCGGUAAGACGGAGCAUUAAGGGUCAAAAAGAAUUGAGAAAAGAGAUGUGAGAAUUCUUAGAUCACGACGGUUUGGAAGAGGUGGCCAAUUGAGUUUACGGUGAAAUGAAAUAAUAUGAUCAUAUUUCAGUAGACUGAAUAUUAAUCGAAUACAGCUAUUAAGAGACCGCUCCAAUUUACCAAGAAUAUCUUUAUUUAGGUCAAGAUAACACACAUCAGCAGAAUUCCAUGUUGAAUGUGCUUGAUUGAUUUACAAAAGAAAUUAUUGAAAUUUCACAAAUAAAACGUCAUUUUCAGACAAUAAAAAAUAUAUUCACAGCUUAUUUUCUAAACAAAUUAUCAUAAAUUUAAAUAACUUAUGUAGCUAUAUGAAAUAGAUAGUGACGCAGUUUAUUUUUAUUAAAUGUUCUAAAAAACGAACAGUAAAAAUAUUUUGAAGGUGGUAGCGUCAUUUGUAGAAAUUUCAAUAUAUUUUUUAAGAAAAACAUUGUACAAUAGGCAUUUCCUGUUUGAUAAAAAUAAGAUCUUUAGAUUGUGACCCCCCCCCCCCCCUCCCCCAUCUGCCUAUUUAAGAAUGAUUUCUAGGAUGAAAAAAUAUCUCAUGUUCAUCUUUGUCUGUCUCUUCUCAACUAUCUCUUUAUCAAAUUUCAUCUUACUUAGUUCGACGAUUUUAAACACUCACAACUAUAUUAGUUUGGAUCGAAUGAGUUUAGCCAUAGGCGUGAAAAUAAUCAUUAAAUAUAAACUUAAGCGCAAUUCAGUCCAAAUUAUAUCAUUAAUUUAAUCAUAUUUACUUCCAGUUUAAUGUUUCUAAGACCAAAAAUAUAGCAACUACGUAAUUUACUUCCUAAAAAUAGUUGUAGUUGUACUUAGCAUACCCGUUAAUUAUAUUUUAACUGAAUCUGAAUGAAUAUGUGGAAGUCUAUUUAAAAUCACCCAUAAUAUUAAAACUUCUUAUGGGGCUUCUAAAUAUACCAUUAAAUUUGGUAUGAGUCUAUCUUAAAUCGAAUCAAGUAUGUGAAAUUUUGGUAUAUGCUGCCCCAUAUGCUGAAUAUAAACAACAAAUACUGUAAACGCCGAUUCAUGACAAAAUGUUCUGUCGAAAACAAACAAAUGAUGUUACGCAACUCUGAUAGAGCAUUUUCCUGACGUUAUAAAAACUAGCUCGGCCAUUUUUUUUCAUGUUAAAAGUAAAUAAAUCUGCGUACCCUCUGAGCAGCUACAAUGGAAAAUGUAGUGUUUCGUAUACAUAAAGAUUUAACGGACCUUUAAAAAAAUUGUAGACAGAAGGAUAAAUUUUGUAGCUGUUAUAAGUCGAACGCGACGUAUACAUAAAGAUGUAACGGGACAUUUAAAAAAAUGUAGACAGAAGGAUAAAUUUUGUAGCUGUUAUAAGUCGAACGCUACGAGUCACCGAAUGUGGGCUUCUCAGAUGAUGAUAUAAUACUCAUACAUGUAAAAUUGUCUGCAUCCACCUUGCUUUUCUAGAAUGCUUUUUUCUAGAUUUUUUUUGCAUUUGUUACACUUCUUAUGAGUGCAUCAUAUAUGCUAAAUUAUGAUGUUAUUAAAUUUAACGAUACUCCACUCUCCCUUUUCCUCUUCCUACAUUAGUUAAAAAAAUGAACACAGUAAAGACAUUUAACUUCCCUAUACAACGCAUUAUUAACAUAAAUGCUUAAAGUAACCGAAUACUUGAUUUUAAUUAUUAUUUAUUUAUUACUUAAUUGAGUUUAAAAUUAGUAGGUUACAAAAUAAAGAUUAUUUGUUAUUGAGGAAUUAUUUUUAUUGUUUAGUUUGCGUUACAAAUUGAUCCCAAUUAAUGAGAAGUGACAACUUGAUCGGCUUCGGAGAUCUCAUUCAUCAGUACAAAAUCCGUGAACUAACACACUUGUGUUCUAAAAUGUAUCACGAUAUAAAAUUAAUUUGUACAGUUUACGGUACAUGAAUUUUAGCACUCACUGACUGUAGAGUGCGAAUCAAACUCAAUGGCGAUUGUGAAGUUUGCGCAAGUUGCGACAACCGAAAUUAGGAGUUACUAACUGAAAACUGCGAAUAGUCGCGUUCGCUGCUAAAACUUCACAACGGGCAUAAAAUUGGACUCGCGCUAUAAUUAUGAUGCUAAUGCAAUGUUUCCAUGUGGCGUCCACUGUUUACGGAACAAGCGGUUACGAAGUUAAGUGUAACGCCCGCAUCAGGGAUUAGGUACCGUAUCUUUCUUUGGUUCCUCCACGCUCAUGUUUUUCACGUCGUCUUUUGAGUCUUCGG